Messenger RNA from Penicillium cataractarum, 1821 nucleotides. It is a transcript of the gene erf2, whose product is annotated as palmitoyltransferase ERF2. The transcript has a single exon. Gene Ontology annotation, cellular component: endoplasmic reticulum; Golgi apparatus. The record is from RefSeq and is a predicted model, not a curated record. Bases 1 to 1821 code for a protein of 606 amino acids. Lineage: Eukaryota; Fungi; Ascomycota; Eurotiomycetes; Eurotiales; Aspergillaceae. Gene Ontology annotation, molecular function: protein-cysteine S-palmitoyltransferase activity. Gene Ontology annotation, biological process: peptidyl-L-cysteine S-palmitoylation; protein targeting to membrane.
AUGGCGAACUCCGCAGACCGCUCCGAUAGCCACGAUGCGAACCGAUCCUCCACACAUCAGCAUGUGCUGGGAAUUCCUCGACCUCCAUCCGUUGGAGGGAUUUCAUCCCGAGUGACGGAUAUGGCCUCGGAAGAUGGAGAGCCCUCUGUGUCCUACACAUCGCCACCACAUUCGGUCCAACCUCGUCCCUCCGUCUCUAGACGUGCACCGCCCCCAACCCGUAGCUCGAUAGCUGCAUCCAGUCAGAGACCCGGUAGCUCAGGGAGUCGGCUGAGCAGAACACACAUUCCGUCUCUAACGGCUCAAGCGUUCUUUCGGCCGAUGAGCUCGCAGCGACUGCAGGCACAUCGAGGAGGACGGCCAAUGACGAAGGGGACGGUAUCUUCAACUGAUGAUUGGAACGACCAAAAUAGUCAAAAUCGGCGGAGCUUGAUUUCGAACAGCACGCUUCAACAAGGAUCGCUCCCACAGGUGGAUAUGGAAGCUCCACCAUCACGAGGCACAGAGUUCACAGACCCCAUCAUUCCCGACCGAAACACCUCGAAUGCAAGCCCAACUGGCAACACUACGAUUCGAAGCUUAGGUGAAAGUGUCAGGCUACUACGUGAUCGGGAUCAAAUGGACAAGCCUCGCCCCGGCCAUUUGAACCUCGGCGCGAACUAUACUGGACAUCAUGGUCAAGAGGUGCCUCCCAAAUCGCCCCUGUCUUUCCUGUCAUUGCAGAACAAGGGCUCCGCGCAUAACAACCAUGAUGCCCGAGGUCAUGAGCGACUUUCUUCUGCUGGCUCAUCUCCAGGGCCAAUGGAUGUCAAGAAAGAGUUGCCACGGGCUAACCUAGGCAAGAAUUGGGAGUACUUUGUCGGCAAUACUCUCUUCUGUUUUGGUGGCCGAUUCCUUAACUCAAGGGAUAAGCCUAUCAACAUCGCAACGGGUUUCUUGUUGGUUGUUCCGUCAGCCUUGUUCUUUGCAUUCUCCGCUCCCUGGCUGUGGAACAAUGUCUCUCCAGCCAUUCCCAUCUUGUUCGCAUAUGUCUUUUAUAUCUGCUUCUCCUCAUUUGUACAUGCCUCUGUGGUUGAUCCGGGAAUUAUGCCUCGAAAUGUUCACCCGAUGCCUCCUAUGGAUAGGUCUGAUGAUCCAUUGGCCGUUGGCCCUCCCACAAACGACUGGGUUAUGGUCAAACUGGCCACGUCUGAUGUUGCUGCUAUGGACGUGCCUGUCAAGUACUGCAAGACCUGUGCGAUCUGGCGUCCUCCUCGCUGCUACCACUGUCGUGUCUGCGACAACUGUGUGGAGACACUCGACCACCACUGUGUCUGGCUGAACAAUUGCGUUGGCCGACGCAACUACCGCUACUUUUUUGCCUUUGUGAGCUCGUGUACGAUUCUCGCUCUGUUUUUGAUCGGAGCCAGUCUGGCGCACAUUCUGCUUUAUAUGAAUCGCGAAGGAAUCUCCUUUGGGGCGGCCAUCUCCAAGUGGCGCGUACCAUGGGCAAUGGUUAUCUACGGCAUCAUUGCGGUGCCCUACCCGACCUCGUUGUGGGCAUACCACUUGUUCCUGGUUGGCCGUGGUGAGACUACGAGAGAAUAUCUCAAUUCCCACAAGUUCCAAAAGCAGGAUCGUCAUCGGCCGUUUACUCAAGGCAAUGCCCUGACCAACUGGAUUGCCGUUUUGGGGCGACCUCGUCCUCCUACCUACAUGCAAUUCAAGCGUCCCUAUCAAGAAGGAGACCAGCGCUAUGCGAUGCAAAAGCGCAAGUACCUUCCUCGCGACGUCGAGUCUCAGGCGGGAAUUGAGAUGCAAACUGUCGGUCCUCAUCGGUAG